CCCUACGCGCUGGUCCUCAGCGCCCCCGCCCUCCCAGCGCUCCCACAGCCCGAGCGCCGCUCAGCUGACCCGCGGGCGCCAGACGCCGCGGCUUCCAGUUCGCGAGCGCAGCUGCGGCGGCGCGAGUCUCUCACGCCGACACUCCCCCUGCGCGCCCCUCCCCCACCCGGGACCGGGACUGGGACUGACUGGGCGCGAGCUCGCGGCCGCUUCUCCGGUGCCGAGCGGGGAGCGAGGCUGCGGUGACGAGCGGCGGCUGCGCGGCCAUGGGCGCGCCGGUGUCGCCCUAGGACAGACGCGCGGGGACCGCAGGCGUAGCGGCGAGCCUUCCCGAGAGGCGGCGGCGGCAGGAGCAGCGCGGCGGGGAUGAGCGGGAGCGGCGCGGCGCCCGGCCCGGGCUCGGGCUCCUCCCCGGCCGCCUGCCGCUUCGCGCACUACUUCGUGCUGUGCGGGAUCGACGCAGACAGCGGGCUGGAGCCCGACGAGCUGGCGGUUUUGUACCAAUGGCUAGAAGCAGAUCGUCAUGGCAAGAGCCAAGAUGCUGCAAAUACGACUUCAGGUGAAAAUUUUGACCAGAGUCCUUUGAGAAGAACAUUCAAAUCCAAAGUGCUGGCCCACUAUCCUGAGAAUAUAGAAUGGAACCCUUUUGAUCAAGAUGCAGUGAACAUGUUGUGCAUGCCUAAAGGGCUAUCUUUCAGAACUCAGACUGACAAUAAAGACCCUCAGUUCCACUCAUUUAUAAUUACCCGGGAAGAUGGCUCUCGUACCUAUGGUUUUGUUCUGACUUUUUACGAAGAAGUUACCAGUAAGCAGAUCUGCACAGCCAUGCAGACGCUCUACCAGAUGCACAAUGCCGAGCAUUACAGCAGUGUGUACGCUUCGUCCUCCUGCAGCAUGGAUUCGCUGGCCAGCAGUAUUGAUGAGGGAGACACCACUUCCCUUUUGAAACUCCAGCGGUACAACUCCUAUGACAUCAGCAGAGACACGCUGUAUGUUUCAAAAAGUAUAUGCUUGAUCACACCACUGCCUUUCAUGCAGGCCUGCAAGAAGUUCCUCAUCCAGCUUUAUAAAGCAGUAACCUCCCAGCAGCCGCCACCCUUGCCACUUGAGAGCUACAUCCAUAACAUUCUCUACGAGGUACCCCUUCCACCUCCAGGGAGAUCACUGAAAUUUUAUGGUGUUUAUGAACCCGUCAUCUGCCAGAGACCUGGGCCCAGUGAACUCCCCCUUUCUGAUUACCCUCUUCGAGAGGCCUUCGAGCUUCUGGGAUUGGAGAACCUGGUGCAGGUGUUUACCUGUGUUCUUUUAGAGAUGCAGAUCCUUCUCUACUCACAAGAUUAUCAACGCUUGAUGACUGUGGCGGAAGGCAUCACCACACUUUUGUUCCCAUUUCAGUGGCAGCAUGUUUAUGUGCCCAUCCUCCCUGCUUCUCUGCUACAUUUUCUUGAUGCUCCUGUCCCUUAUCUGAUGGGCCUUCAGUCAAAAGAAGGAACUGACCGUUCUAAACUAGAACUUCCUCAAGAGGCUAAUUUGUGUUUUGUGGAUAUUGACAACCAUUUUAUUGAACUGCCUGAAGAAUUUCCACAGUUCCCCAAUAAGAUGGAUUUUAUCCAGGAACUCUCUGAAGUGCUUCUUCAAUUUGGGAUCCCUCCUGAGGGUAGCCUCCAUUGCAGUGAGAGUGCCACAAAACUGAAGAAUCUGGUUCUGAAGGACUUGGUUAAUGACAAGAAGAAUGGUAAUGUCUCCACUAACAACAUCAGCAUGUAUGAGUUACUGAAAGGCAAUGAAACCAUAGCCCGCCUCCAAGCUCUGGCCAAGCGGACCGGUGUGACUGUGGAAAAAAUGGACCUCUCUGGCACACUGAGUGAAAAAGAAAAGGAUUUAAAACUGCAGUGUGAAGAGGCAGAACUAAGGGACUACCAGCUCAACGUGCAGCUCCGUGAGGUCUUUGCUAACCGCUUUACACAGAUGUUUGCAGAUUAUGAAGCGUUUGUGAUUCAGACUGCCCAGGACAUGGAAUCCUGGCUGACCAACCGAGAACAAAUGCAGAACUUUGACAAAGCUUCCUUUCUCUCUGACCAGCCUGAGCCUUACCUGCCAUUUCUUUCACGCUUCAUUGAAACACAGAUGUUUGCCACCUUUAUUGAUAAUAAAAUUAUGUCUCAGUGGGAAGAGAAGGAUUCUUUGCUUCGGGUCUUUGACUCUCGGAUUGAGAAGAUGAGACUGUAUAAUGUAAGGGCGCCCACCUUGAGGACAUCUAUUUAUCAGAAAUGCAGCACUUUAAAAGAAGCAGCCCAAUCAAUUGAGCAGCGACUAAUGAAAAUGGAUCACACUGCAAUCCACCCACAUCUGCUUGAUAUGAAAAUUGGUCAAGGCAAAUAUGAGCAAGGGUUCUUUCCAAAGUUACAGUCUGAUGUCUUGGCAACAGGACCAACUAAUAACAAUCGCUGGGUAAGUCGGAGUGCCAAUGCACAGCGCAGGAAAGACCGCCUUCGCCAACACUCAGAGCACAUUGGAUUGGACAACGACCUGAGGGAGAAAUAUAUGCAAGAGGCACGAAGUUUAGGAAAAAACCUGAGGCAACCCAAAUUGUCAGACCUCUCUCCUGCAGUGAUUGCACAAACCAACUGCAAAUUUGUAGAAGGCUUAUUAAAAGAAUGUAGAAUGAAGACAAAGCGCAUGUUGGUGGAGAAGAUGGGACACGAAGCAGUGGAACUGGGCCAUGGAGAAGCAAACAUAACCGGCUUGGAAGAGAACACCUUGAUCGCCAGCCUCUGUGACCUACUGGAAAGGAUAUGGAGCCACGGCUUGCAGAUUAAGCAGGGGAAGUCAGCUUUGUGGUCACAUUUAAUUCAGUUUCAGGACAGAGAAGAGAAGCAAGAGCACCUUGCAGAAUCUCCAGUUGCCCUUGGACCAGAAAGAAGAAAAUCUGACUCAGGAGUUAUGUUGCCAACACUCAGGGUCUCUCUUAUCCAAGACAUGAGGCAUAUUCAGAACAUGAGUGAGAUCAAGACAGACGUCGGACGAGCUCGGGCAUGGAUAAGACUAUCUCUAGAAAAGAAGCUCUUGUCCCAGCAUCUGAAGCAGUUGCUCUCCAACCAGCCACUCACCAAGAAGCUUUAUAAGCGUUAUGCUUUUCUACGCUGUGAAGAAGAAAGAGAGCAGUUUCUUUACCAUCUUCUUUCCCUCAAUGCAGUUGACUACUUCUGCUUCACCAGUGUGUUCACCACUAUCAUGAUUCCAUAUAGGUCUGUGAUCAUCCCCAUCAAAAAGCUGAGCAAUGCGAUCAUCACAUCGAACCCUUGGAUCUGUGUGUCAGGAGAGCUAGGAGACACGGGAGUAAUGCAGAUUCCCAAAAACCUCCUUGAAAUGACUUUUGAGUGCCAGAACUUGGGGAAGCUGACCACAGUUCAGAUUGGUCACGAUAACUCAGGACUAUUAGCCAAAUGGCUAGUGGAUUGUGUCAUGGUCAGAAAUGAGAUCACAGGACAUACAUACAGGUUCCCAUGCGGGCGGUGGUUGGGGAAAGGCAUUGAUGAUGGAAGCCUGGAGAGAAUCCUUAUUGGGGAAUUGAUGACCUCGGUGGCAGAUGAGGAUCUGGUAAAGCAGUGUCGGACUCCACCCCAGCAGAAAUCCCCCACCUCGGCUCGGAGACUGAGCAUCACUUCACUGACAGGAAAAACCACCAAACCCAAUGCUGGACAGAUCCAAGAAGGAAUUGGAGAAGCUGUGAAUAAUAUUGUGAAACAUUUUCAUAAACCUGAAAAAGAGAGAGGAAGCCUCACGGUGUUGCUGUGUGGAGAAAAUGGACUGGUUGUGGCACUUGAACAAGUCUUUCAUCAUGGAUUCAAAUCUGCCCGCAUCUUCCACAAGAAUGUCUUCAUCUGGGAUUUCAUAGAGAAAGCAGUUGCUUAUUUUGAAACCACUGACCAGAUUCUAGACAAUGAAGAUGAUGUCCUUAUUCAGAAAUCAUCCUGCAAAACCUUUUGCCACUAUGUAAAUGCUAUUAAUACUGCACCCAGGAACAUUGGGAAGGACGGCAAAUUUCAGAUUUUAGUUUGCCUUGGAACACGGGAUCGCCUGCUCCCACAGUGGAUCCCACUCUUAGCCGAGUGUCCUGCUAUUACCCGAAUGUACGAGGAGAGCGCCCUCCUGCGUGACCGCAUGACUGUCAACUCUCUCAUCCGCAUUCUGCAGACCAUUCAGGACUUCACCAUAGUCUUGGAAGGAUCACUCAUCAAAGGAGUGGAUGUGUAACCAACGUGACUAGAAACUCUCAGUCCAGACCCCUUGUUCCCGAACCUUCCCCAGCUAUGGGGACUGAUUUGGACUUGUCUGACAAGAUAGUGAGUCACUGCUGGGGCAACACACUGUAUUCCCCAAUUUGAACAAUCCUCACACUACAGACAAGGGAAAAUGCUGUAUUGUAGUUCAUUUGAACCUGGAAUUUAGUAUAAAAUAGAGUAUUUUCAUGUGUUAGAUGUGUGUAAAUAUGCUAUCUUCUUUAAGAAAUUAUAUUACUCUAAUAAGAUACUUUUCUUAGAUUAAAUAUUCCUGUGAUUUAAAAUAAGUUGCUUAACCGCAUUGGGAGUUGGGGAGGGGAAGAGUGGUGCUAGCCAGGAAGAAGCCAGUAAACAUGUAAUUACAGUGCAACCGAGUCGGGCCUUUUUUUUCCCUCCAGGUAUUACAAAGGAUCCCAGAAUGCAUUGUUAUGUCGUAGCCAUCUGUCCUGGUGUGUCCGAGUCUUUGUAUUGUGAAAGUGAACAGCUUUACCUACUGUACGUGACAGUCCACACUUAAAUGUUUUUUUUAAGUUACAAAUGGUUUCAUACAUUUGAAUUGAGUCACUUUUCCAGUCUUUUGGAAAAAUUUUUCCAUCCGCACAAGCUAAAGAUAUGAUUCAAAUAUUUUAAAUACUGGACCCCAGGAGCUUGGCUGAACUGGAAAGAGAACACACAAAGCCCUGAGAAGUAUGUUAAAUUGUAGGAUUAUAACUUCUUUACACUUUGGAAAGAUUAGCCUAGACUAACUUCAUUCUUCACAUUUUUAUUCUUGUUAUGUGAGGUACUUUGCAGAGAUGUGAAUUUCAAAGUGUUGGUCUCAGAGUUCUAAGAACUGCAAACAGCAGUUUGAUUCUGUACUUAAAAUUUGGCCAUCUAAUCCCUGCAGCAGUUCCUUACCUCAAGGAUUAUCUCAAACCCUCUCUUUGUUAGGUUCCAGUCCCCACUCCCCUCCCCUCUUCCUGAGCCCAUCCCCCUUCUCAGGAAAUGGAAGGAAUGUCUAAGAAGGAGGAGGGCUCUGUGUAACUUGGAAUGUUUUUGUGAAAGUAUUUGUUGACGAAGAUAAUGCAAAUAACAGAGGGAAAGAGCAAGAAUGAACCCUUUCUGGGUGUUUCAGGGCAAGUUUUUAUGUUCCUUUUUUAAGAAAGGGUAAUAAUAUAAAACAACUGGCCUGGAGAAGGUAAAAGCUAGGGCCGCACAGACUGACAAAAAUGGAAGCAGAAUGAGAGGCAACAGUUUUGAAAGACCAAACAUUGUGAGUAGCUUUCCAGCUUGGGAUUUUAUAAGGAAGUUAAAUAAAUGUGGUGUUAGCUAGUUACCUUGAGUCUUCACUUAAGGUAGGUCCUGUAACUAAUUAGGAAUUUGCAUACUGUUAGCAGUGAAAUUGCCUCACAGAGCUCUGAGUUUUAUCCCCAGUUGUGGCUGAGAAGCAAAGCCAUGGCCUCUCAGGACCCUUGUACAAUCUUGAGGGUCCUGGGCUUUAGCCAACAGUAUUGUUUCCCUUAUUUCCUGGAGGAAGAAAUUAAACAAACAAGUGCUUCACUCCCUUUAUCAAACACUGUAUUCAACUGGGGUGACUAAGGCACAAACCCUUUUAAUCUGUGACUUAGUACUUGAGGAGCACCAGGGGAGCUGAAGGCAGCAUUUAGAAACCCAGGGAAGGGCUUCAGAAAGAUGAUUCUGGGUGACCUGGGCACACAGGAGAUGUGUUCCCUGAGGCCAAGGGCUGUCUGCCUUGGUGUAGCUCUUCAAGGACCUAGAAGGUCUUUCAUGGGAGGUAUCCAGAACCUACUUCACACGGGGUUCUUGUGUUGCAGUGAUUAAAGACCACAGAAUGAUGAGUGUAGCGUUUUAUUCCUGUACCUUUCUUAGAAGGCCAUCAUUCUGGCACACUCUGGGCAGCUGAGAGAUGACUUACGUGAGCAUGCUAGCAUUGAGCCAUCAUUUUGUAGAUGGGAACACUUGAGGAUCAGAGGGUUUAAAUACUUAACCCCACAGCUGGUCAGUGACAAAACAGAGUCUAGAGCUCAUGUCUUUUAUUACACCAAGGCUGUGUGAGACUGAGCACCAAGGAGGCAUUCAUAUUAAUAGUCUUUCUACCCCUGGAUCUUUAUCCAUCCACCUAAACAGAUAGGAAAUAACUGUUAACAUUCAUUUAUAAUAAUCAUUUAUAAGGAUUAAUUUAACAUUCAUUUUAACACAUGGUUCUCAAGUGGUAGAGAAUUACAUCCGUUACAAAAACCGGGAGCAAAAUUGGAUUUGGGGCCUGUGAAUAAAGCUAUUACUUUAAAAAGUAGUACCCCCCAAAAGAGUUAUACCUAAAGUCUUAUCCCACUUUGUGUAGUAUGACCACAACAAUGGAAGUGACCAAUUUCAAAAGAGAUAAUCACACCAGAACUGACCCCUCCUCUAGAAUGCUGGAGCCUUUAAAUUGAUCACCUGGGGAGCCCAUAUAGUUAUUCCAGUGACAACAACCAUGUCUCAUACAUGUGGGGACCUCCUUGCAAGCUGCUUGAAUGGCCUACAGCCCAUUCUUCUGACUAUUGCCAGUUAUGGUAAAUCUUGACUUUUUUUUUUUUUUUAAUCUUGGCAUUUUAAAAGAAAUUUAGUAUUUGCAAACAAAAAGUCCUUAGGAACCGAGUUGAU
Mustela erminea (ermine) is the source of this 6926-nucleotide messenger RNA. It is a transcript of the gene DENND5B, whose product is annotated as DENN domain containing 5B. The transcript has 22 exons. NCBI's taxonomy places the organism in Eukaryota, Metazoa, Chordata, Mammalia, Carnivora, Mustelidae. The coding region runs from base 367 to 4257 and encodes 1296 amino acids. Gene Ontology annotation, molecular function: guanyl-nucleotide exchange factor activity; small GTPase binding. The record is from RefSeq and is a predicted model, not a curated record.